CAUUCAUGAAUAUUUGUUUUCGGGCGCUGGAGUGCGAACUAAUGGUCGGAUUAUUCUGAAAUUUAGUUCUCAGUGCAAAAGACAAGAUCUUCUGGUAUAUCUAACAGAACAAAUAGAAGCAGGGGAGGGGGUUGGGGUUGGAAACCCUUGCAAUAACCAAUGCCAUCAUGUUUCCCGCGUUAUACUGAUAUACGCACCGACCUAUCACCCCUCGCUUGCGCGAGUGGCAGCCAUUGAAUGAAUGUAUUGUUGACGAAAGCAAGAUGAGCGAGGAAAAUAGAGGAGGGGAAUCAUCAGAUGAUAAUUCAUCAGAAAAUGCCGAUGAAGGUGGUAUGGAAUUGAGUCCACUCAAUCUGGAAGGUGAAAACGAGGGAAAUGGAGGGGCACCUCGAGCUGCUUGGGACAGUAAAGUCCAGUUUUUACUCUCGGUAAUCGGCUACGCUGUUGGGCUUGGAAAUGUCUGGCGAUUUCCGUACCUCUGCCAGCAGAAUGGAGGGGGUGCCUUUCUUAUCCCUUAUGUCAUCAUGCUGUUUGCCGAGGGUAUUCCCUUGUUCUACCUGGAGCUUGCCAUUGGACAACGGCUGAGGAAAGGUUCAAUUGGAGUAUGGGAUGAAAUUAACCCUUAUCUCGGUGGCCUAGGCUAUGCCAGCGCCAUGGUUUCCUUCAUUGUCUCGUUGUAUUAUAACGUCAUUAUAACAUGGUGUCUUUACUACCUGUUUUUCUCGUUCCGUACCGUGUUACCGUGGGCUGAAUGCCCGAAAUAUGUGGACGAGUUUAACCAAACUAAAAUAGUGGAGGAAUGUGACAUAAGUGACUCAACAUCAUAUUUUUGGUAUCGCGAGACAUUGGAUAUUUCGGAUGGCAUUGAACAUUCUGAUGGGAUUAAAUGGAAGAUUCUGGUGGCUUUGACAGUGGCGUGGAUUAUUGUGUACCUCUGCAUGUGCAGGGGAAUUAAAUCUCAGGGAAAGGUGGUGUAUGUGACGGCCACUUUCCCUUACGUGGUGCUGAUCAUAUUUUUUGGUCGAGCUAUGACAUUAAAAGGAGCUGGAGAUGGAUUGAGACACAUGUUCACGCCCAAGAUGCACCGUCUCCUAGAUCCUCAAGUGUGGCUUGAUGCGGCAACUCAAAUAUUUUACAGUUUGGGUCUAGCAUUUGGAGGCCUAAUUGCUUAUGCCAGUUAUAACCCUCCAAAAAACAACUGCAAGCGGGAUGCGUUAAUGGUGUCUGUGACAAACUGCAGUACUUCCUUGUUCGCCAGUAUCAUCAUUUUUGCUGUCCUGGGCUUCAAAGCCAAUCUUCUCUUCGAUAAAUGUGAAGAACACAACAAUGCCACAAUCACUGCGCACCUUGAAAGCCAGUGGAAUACCUCCAUUGAUAUCCAAGGCCAUCAUAACAACAGCUUUGACCAAUAUGUUUUGGACUUUAAUCUAACCAACAUCUCAAAAGUACUGCAUUUGAAAACCUGUAGUUUGGAAAAAAAUCUCGAGCAUGCUGCUGAAGGCACCGGUCUCGCUUUUGUUGUGUUCACACAGGCCAUCAUUGAAUUCCCAGGAUCACAGUUUUGGUCAGUCAUGUUCUUCCUUAUGUUGCUCAUGUUAGGACUUGGCAGUCAGUUCGGGACUCUAGAAGGGGUAUCAACCUCCUUAUGUGAUCUUCAGCUUUUCAAGUGGAUGAAGCGAAAAGAGCUAACUGCAGCCUUUCUGUGCAUCAUUUCGUAUCUGAUCGGGUUCAUUUUCACUCUUGGAAGUGGCCAAUACUGGGUUAAACUCUUUGACACAUUUGCUGGCAGUUUUCCCUUCAUGACGAUAGCCUUCUUUGAAGUUAUUGGUGUGGUGUAUUUGCGGGGAAUGAAUAAAUUUAAUAAGGAUAUCGAGUUCAUUACCGGUGAAAAGCCAGGAUUGUAUUGGCAAAUAACGUGGCGAUUCGUGGCCCCAAUUAUUAUGUUCACCGUCCUUAUAGCAUCCGUGAUAAGCAAGAUUAUCGUCCCAGUCACGUAUCCUGUCUAUGACAAAAGUGUCGGUUUGAUGAAAGAAGCUCCCUAUCCGUGGUGGUGUGGUAUUGUCAUCACUCUUCUUGUUGGUUCAUCAGUUAUUAGUAUCCCCCUUGUAGCUGUCCUCAGAAGAUUUGGUUGUAUGAGUAUGGACUCCGCAAAGGCAGCUGUGAGUGCAACCGGUGGAACGACACAAUCAACCUCUGCAAUUAUGCCCGAUUUGGUCGAUCAGUCAAUCAUCUCGGAUGACAACUUGACAGUGAAUUAUACGCCACGGCUGGACAAUGGCAGUUUAACAGUGACAUUUGAUGAUGAUUGAUUUUUUUUGCAUAUGUGGGUCGUUCUGUGUCAAUAUUCAUUAUGCAAGAAAAACCACAGAGUGUGUAACAAUCCUGUACUGCUGUCCAUAAAAAAUGCCUUUCCUGUUUGAAAACAAAAUCCUUUACGAAAAAUAUGUUCUUGUACGACAAGAUGAAAGAAUUUGGCUUAAUUUUGUACAUUUACCUGCAAUCCAUGGUUGAUUUGAAAGUGGAUGGCUGGGCAAUGCAAAAUUAGGUCACUGUCACAUGGAUACGCAUACAUGUCGGGGAAACCAUAUGGAAGACCCUUCAAAUUCCAGCAAAAUUUGACAACGACAAAGAAAUCUCCUAUUGUCAUGUUGGGACAUUUUGAAUAGGUAUUAAGGUCAUUCUAAAUGAUAUCUGAGAUUUUCUGCUGUUAUUUAUCAAACAUUGACUUGGCAGCCAAUUUUUACUUACUUGCCGCCUCCUUGCCUACUGAAGCACAGUUCCUGUUCAUUGUUAUGUAAAGCAUGUACAGAUAUUGCUACAUGCGACGCAGUACAAAAAACAAUGUUGAGGAAAGAGUGCUUUCCCAGGUAAACAGAAGGCCAGUUGGUAAAAACUUGCUGCAAAGUCAUUGGAUGAACAAUGGAAGAAAAUCCUCUUCGAUAUUAUGUAGGAUAAGCAUAUUUCUCAAAGAGCUUACAAUGGGUGAUAUGAAUAAAGACUAGCAAAUGCUUUUACUCCGGUUUUGUACAGGAAGGCCUAGUGUAAAUGUACAUGGAGAUUUAGAUAAAAGCAUUUGCUAGUCUUUAUUCAUAUCACCCAAUAUAUCGACACUGUACAGGAUCCAUGGCAUUUUCCAUGCACAACAGUAAUUUUACCUCAAGAAGCAAUCGUAAUUCAGUUCCUAGAAAUCAUGAGUUGAGUGGUAGUUAAAGCUUCCAACUUCAGGUUUUGCCAGUUAAUGACAUGAGUGAAAUGACUUGGAAUGACCCAUUCCAAUCUGCUAACUGUGCCUUACAAUGCAUUGUACAUGUAUGUCCUCAUUAAAGGUAUUGUCCACUGUUUAUAUCCAGCCUGCAGGAAAUAAGCCAAGUCUAUUUCUUUUCACGAAACAGUUAAAACAUUUUUAUCUUGACAUUUCGUGACCAGUCAAGUCACAUUCUCAGAAAGUGUCUUGGUUCUUCCCCUAGUGGUCAAGAAAGUUUUUUUCGCUACGUAUCAUCAAACUGAAAAUCCUCAUACUCGUAAAGAAAUUGAUGAUUUAUUCUAAGAUAGGUCAUUUAUUUGGUUAUGGGAGAACAAUAUGUGUAUAAGAUGAUACCUGUUAUGAAAAAAGGUUAUGGCUGAUGCUGACAGAGAAUCAGGAAAAAUGUAAUAGCGUGAUAGUGUUUUAUGUAGAAUACAGUAGAACCUCUCUAUUAAGGACACCCUCGGGACUGACAAGUGCUGUCCUUAAUAGAGAGGUGUCCUGAUUAGAGAGGUGAAAUUGAAUGGAAACAACCAAUUUGGGACCAAAACUAGUGUCCUUAAUAGAGAGGUUGUCCUUAAUAGAUAGGUGUCCGCUAACAGAGGUUCCACUGUAUUUUCAUCAGUCAAUUCUUGUUAUUCUUGUAGGAAAGGGAGUACCUGUACUUGGUAAAGCACUCAAACGUGGGAGAUGGCCAUCAUAUCAUUGAGCAAAGAGGUUGCUUUAGUUAUUCCGAUUUAAGUCUGUUUCUGAGUAGUAUUGACAGAGUGUCCCGCAGACAUUUUGUCGGUUUUCAUCCUUUAUUAUUGUUUUGUUGGGUUUUUUUCUGUUUGUCUUUCACCAUUGUUAUGAUUGCCCCAGUUUCUAAAAAACUUCCUCGGCUGUUACUGUUUAAAGGCCAACAUUGUUCAAAAUUUGAUUUCAAAUUUGAUUUUAUAUAUUUUAACAAAAGGCAAUGAAUAUAAUAAAUGUUCACCAAUAAAGAUAUACUCUGCAGGUCAAUUUUCAUUACUUUGAUAUUUCUGUUUACUGUUCAGCGGUAAUAACUACGUUUUAUUUACUAUUGUCAUAGCAAAAAACUACAUUCACAAAUGGUAGGCCUGUGAGAGAUUUCUAAACAUCAACAAAAAUGUUAAAUUUUUUAAACGUCUUAAGGAUGCGUAUCUCAUUCUCAGCUGCAACAUACCUUAUCGGCGUACAAGUCCAGAAAGAUGAGUGUUGCCUGCAGGAUUCCUUUAACCCUUUCCCAUUCUGCUCCCUGUUCACUCGUCAUGAAUACAACUGUUUUUUUUAAUAGUUCCUCUUCAUAAAACUCUAGCUGCACAACCAAUGCAAUUUGUUUAUCAGGCUUAUACGCUGGCUGGUGUAUUUUUAGAGACGUGUAGAACAGUAUUCUCCUACCUAUGCAAGUGCUAACUUGAUCAACUUCAACGAUUAAAGGAGUACGUCAUUCAUAAUUAAUUAUGGGUCAGGAAAUUAGGCCAGGUAAAAGCAUAAAAGUGUCUUGAUAAGAUCUUGUUUAUAAAUUAGAACAGUUUUGAGGACACCAGACAGUGGCACAGUUGUUCAUUAUUUUUUUAUUCUAUAAAUAGCAUCGCUUAUGUUAUUCCAGAUGUAUUGACCUCUUUUUUGGUGAAAUAGGAGAGACCCCUAUUGGUGACUUUGUGAACCAGAUCUGACCUUCCUGGCUUUUAAGCCAGACUCUUGAUACCGGUACUCGAACACUGCCACUGCUGCUUUCCAUCACAUUUUUACUAUUACAUGGCUUGAGAUAUACUGCAUCAUUGCAGCUGAUACUAAAUUAAUAAAAGGCAUCAAGUAGUUAAUGCUUUUAGUUUUUAGAAAAAGCAUUUUCUACAGUUUGAAUGAUCCAAGAUGUUGACAAACGUUCAUCAUCUGGGGGCAAACUAUAGUCUUUGUUCAUAUAAACCAAUAUCACCCUCCAUCAGCUACUUAAUUUGUCCAUGCAUGAGGACAUGCAAGUACUAGAAUACUCCCAUCUGCGCUGGGAUAUCAAAUGUAUAGUGCUUAUACCUAAACCAUUUUAAAACCAAUUUGCCUCAUCUCAUAUUCAACGUUGCAAACUAAAAGGCCAGUCUGGCUAGUUUUAGAAAAAAUGCAGAACGGCUGGAUGCACUCCCUCCUGGGGAAAGGAGACAUCGGGUCCCUGUUACUCUCAUUUGUAAGUAUCAAAUAUAUGUAAUACUGUUUGUAUAUCAUUUAUACAUGUAGAUAGAGAAACUUCAAAUCAUUUUAUAACACCUGUCAUGAAUAUUAUAUUGCUCAUCUGUUGAUACUAACUGCGCGCAUAUGAUUACCAUAGGUUCUAAAUUUUGAAUAACAACCUCAGUCCAACUUUAGAAUUUUCCAUUUUUUGUGGUUAAUUGGCCAUUCUUUGGAAAUGGAAAUACGCUGUAGCUAUUGAGUGACUGUAAUGAUAUUCGAGUAUGCUAUCUUAUGAUAGGUUGGCAUCUUCUGACUCCACCUCUCAAAAUUAGUAGUUGCUGCUAGUCUUUGGUAGUUAUUCAAAAGUAACAAUCAUAAUGUGUGACUUGGUGGAAAUGGACAUUUUUUGCUGUUAAUGUACGUACAUAUAUUUUGUAAAUAACAGUUUCUCUUAUUGAUUGUUAGCAGCUAGUAGGGCCUGGUUCAAAAGCAAGUUUUGUCACUAACACUGUCAUUAACGCCGCGUUGCCUCCAUCAUGCAAGCGCUUGGAUCCAGUUGAUGCCAGAGUUAGUGACAAAACUGCUUUUGAGAACAGGCAAGGACAUCAACUGUAACCGGCAUAAAACUUGAACCUGUUUUAUCCAGACUGAUGAAAAAGAAUUAAAACCUGUAUUGUGUCUUCAGUUAUUGCAUCUGCAUUCUUUGCGAUGUGUGUUUUGAACUCUUUCAUUGCCGCAAAAUUGUACUUUUUACAAACAUUUCAAAGCAUCACAAAGAUGUCAUUUUUACCAGGAUACUUUUCUGAGGUUGGUCUUGAGACAUCAGUCUUGAUCCAUUGUUUCCCAAACAAAGUCAACAUAACUAUGGAAAGAGACAUAUGUACUACCACUCUCUGUGGGAUUAUUCUGUGAAAGUUCAAGCUCAGUUUGGUGUAUAUUUCAGAAAGAUGACUCCUUCCUAUGUAUUUUUCCUUUUUCCAUCAUUAUAUCUGAAGUGAUAGUUCAUCCUUGGUGCCCAUAUUCUAAGGUUUUUGCUGGUAACUGUAAACCAGGAAAUAUUUGUGGCUAUUAUAGGUUGCAUUUUCGUGAAAUUGCUUUUUUGGCAUAGUUUUAACUUUGGGUUUGAGAACGCUGUAUUAGUCAUUUGAUUUUGUUCUGUGCAGAGUUUUAUUUUUGCUAAAUCUCGGGUUGCGAAAAAUGCAAAAUUAUAACACGUGCAAUUUUCCAGGUUUACAGUAGUUGAUGUCAAAUAACAAUGCCCAUUUUGAAAUUUUUUAAGAGAUACAAAAUAGAAGAAAAAAAAGAUGAAAAAAGAAAAAAACAACAAUCAAACUUCGAUAAUUGUAAUGAUUUUCAGGAGAUAUUGAUAGUUGUAAGAAAAAAAAAAUUAUAAUGUUUAAAUGUAGUUCUGUUGGACAUUUGGUGUUUAACAGCUUGUUUUGCCGGUAUGGAUAUGCUGAUAACCAUUGCAACUUUCUCAAGUUCCAGGUACUUGAUAUAGUUUAAAAGAAGUUGUAUAGUGGCCCAAUCCAUAGUAUAUUGUAUAUUGGCCCUGUCUUGAAAGUUUGAUCUGGAGUGCUUUUUGCUGCAACAGAUUGAGAGAGGAGGAAGGUUUGUAAGGUAUGGCAGCUUUUCUUUUUGUCUUUAAAAGUUUUAAACUUCUCUCCAUUAAAAUGUGUUUUUAAGUGAAAAAUUGGUCCUCAGUAAGCCAAGACCUGGUAAUCAAAUCAAUCAAUAUCUUCCAAUAUUGCGUCAUGUAUGGGACAAUGUAUAGACUCUAGUUUCACCGAUCUACAAUGCAAGACUGCUUCCAAACAUUGAAGUCAAGACCAACAAGAUGCACAUGACUUGAUUUCAUCCACCAUGUUAAGUUUGGUUACACUAAAUGGUCUAAUGGUAAUGACAUCAUUUUCCAUCAUGGCCUUUGUGAUGAUUUAUAAUUUAGUAUUUAUAAGAAUACAGCAAUCUAAGAUGGGUGAAACUAUUCAUAUGCAUUGCCAGAUCGUCGCUUUGUAAAUAGUUUGUACAAAAAGUUUAAAAUCCCACAUGUAGGGUGAAAAUGUGUAAAAAUUGUUCUUUCACCAUUAUUCACUGGUUGGUUACUGUGUUGGUGCCUUGUAGAAAAAUGUAACAAUGUGUAUAAAACAUUUGUUUAUGGUGUUGUCGUCCCGAAUGAAAGGCAAUCAGAUUUGGCUGUUGAGACGCUUAACUUCCAUCUCUAUAAUGCCAGGUGUCUGCGAGAGGGCCAUUUGUGCCCUGUAUUCAAGCAGCCAACCAACCCUUCGACAUUUUGUUCAUGAGUUCGAUGCCUUAACCACUCGACAGUUGGAAUCAGGAUCAGCUCUGUGUUGGUCUAGUUUCUACCACGCUCUGUUAAAAUCCAAUGUGGCGUCUGGUUCGGAUUCUAAGAACACAGAUUUAGUUCGCUUUAUAGUUUACAUUUAGUUCAUGAAGAGUUCCGUCUCAUCAUCUGCACCUACCAAUGUGCUCAAUUUCUUUUAAAAUGAUACCACAUAACCAUUAUGAAUUGGAGGGUGCUAGAUCUGAGUGAGUAAGUUUUAACCCAUCGUCUGUGUGUAUCCAAUGACCAUUUUGUAAUUUGGUGCUGGGUGAAAAGAUGAUUGCAUAAAACCUUAUUUUUGUGUAAUGAGCAAGGCAAUCACUUUCUUCCUGAGGAUUAGGUAACAAAUAAUGAAGAGAUACCUACUCUGUGUGACCAGUUUCUAUAGCAUUGCAAUGCGCAGUGUGCCGACAAGGUUUAUGGUUGAGGUUGGUCGAUGGAAAUGAUUUCAAUAUCUUAUCCAAACAACUCCUGUACCCGUGUGUUUCCUGUUGAACCUGAUCACAAUGGCAUAGCAAUAUAUCAAAGAGAUCCUUUGAAAAGCUGGAUAAAAAGGCUGUUUUGAUGACAAUUGUGGAAUCUCAUUCCUCAUAAUUCAUAAAAACAGCAUAUUUGUGGGUUUUCAUUGACAGGAAUGUGCUACAAAUGGCCAUUUUACUUAAUUGCAUAUCCAAGCAUGUUUGUCACACGGUGCCAAAGUAUCUUUGAGAGGGAAAGCUGUGUGAAACUGAAAAAUCAGCCGGUAAGCUUGCUACUUUGAGCGACAGGAGACAAGCCAAUGGUUUCUCCUGUAAAUAUCAAAAUGCAUUAGCAUAACACACGUUUUAAGGUGAUGGUUGAAUCAUAGCUGGGGUAAAGGGAGAUACAUGGUCACCUCUAUCACCGGGUUUAUUAUCAAUGGCGAUCAGGCUUCAAUAUUUGAAAAUGGGUGCUUCUUAUAAUGCAGUUCAAAAUCGGUGGUUUGGAAAACACUUGAGGUUAUGGAUGAGAAUUGUCAAGAGUCGGGAGGAAGUAAUCUUUGAAAGAACUUGAAGGCGAAAAUGACCCGUCAGUUGUUUUGUUGAACUUUUAAAAACUUAUCAAUUAUGACUUCUUAGGGCCCUAAAGGUCAUUUCAAAGUAAAAAAAUAUGAUGAAAAUCUCUAGUUCCACCUGGAAAAGUGCGUCUCGAGAUUUUUGGAGGGUGACAACUCCAAUCUAAGCAACUUGAACCAUGUAUUAUUGAAGUAGAGAAAAAUUUAAAAGAAAUUUCGAGUUUUUUAUCCCUGAGAGUUCUUUAAAAUGUCUAUGUUACUAGUAUUUUGGUGUGACUUUGUCCUUGUUUUAUUUUUAGUGGGUGUAUGUAGUUGUUUUAAGCCAGCCACUGACUAGCAAUUUUCAUCACAUGCAAAAAUAACUAUGUGAAGCAGAAUUCUGACAUGACAGUUCCUCAUCACAAAUAAAGCAAGAAGUUAUUCUAUAUUAAACAAUCUUUCUAUUGUGUGUUUGUGAUGAUGUCACAGUAUGAUACCAGAAGCUAAAAACAUAGGAUAGAGAUUUUUGGAUGAUGUCAUUGAUGAUGCCAACAUGCAUUGGUUGUGAUUUUCAUUUCCAGUUGCAUGCAAUGAACAUGUCUCGUCUUUGGCUGGCCUUAAACUCUGUGUUAUUUGUGAUAAGUUUUACUGUUUUCUUAGGUUUUUGUGUCCAAACUGUCCUCUGUGUGUAUCAUGAUCACUGACAUAAAAAUGUAUAUUAUCGAUGAAAGGAUAAAGGUGUGUUUUUGUUGGCACUACGGUUUUACCAUGGCCCAGUGUUUAAAGUGUUGAGCUCAGCUUCAGAAAAGUGCAUCCUUUGUUAGGGAAAGGGCACGACAGAAUUUUCCUGCUUUUAGCAGUACAAAAAUAUGUUAUCAUUCACAGUGGUAUCUGUUUUAUCAUUGGAUGAAUGUGCUGGAUUUCGUGCCUGCAUUUUAAAUUUUCUUGUUUUGUCGAUUGAUUUGACACAAUGGAUAGAUUUUCUAACAUAAACAUGUCCUGUCCUUUCAUUUCGUACUCGGUCCACUGAUGUCAAAGUGUGAUUAGUUACUUUAGACAAAAAACGAAAUAAAGGAGUAACUGUAAUUACUUAAA
Molecule: messenger RNA, 9858 nt
Organism: Lineus longissimus
Lineage: Eukaryota; Metazoa; Nemertea; Pilidiophora; Heteronemertea; Lineidae
Product: sodium-dependent neutral amino acid transporter B(0)AT3-like
Exons: 9
Coding region: 264-2309 (681 amino acids)
Biological process (GO): sodium ion transmembrane transport
Cellular component (GO): plasma membrane
Source: RefSeq, a predicted model, not a curated record